CCUAGCAUGGGCAUAACGUAGGUUACAUAUAAGUUUAUUUAAAAUAACAUUGCUUUCUUAUAAUUGGGUGCGAUCCACUAGACGCUUCAAAUGCUUCAGAGCAUCAUUUUGUCCUUGUUUAACAUUUGAUAAACAACAAGGAUGAAAUGUUUCCAAGAAUUAAGCGUUUGGAGUACCAAAAGUGGCUCGCACUCAAUAUCUAUAAUAUCAGCCUCUGAUAAUAUCUAGCGAUACUUGGUCCGAAAAUAACUUUCUUAUAGCCUAAUGAGUGUAAUUGUAUUCAUUUCUUCAAAAAUGCACUUAUUAAAUACAUAAUUUUCUUCAAUGAAGAUAAUUCAAUUCGAAAUUGAAUUCUCCAUUCCGAUCGACAGGCGUAGAGUCCCUAGACUAUCUAUAGACAGGCGGCGUUUAUGGCGUCUCGUUAGUUUGCGUUAAAAAAUCAAAGUUUCGUGCAUGUGGAUGAUCCAGUUUUUCGUAUUUGUUAUUUAAAACAACAUUUCUUCAUGCACAGCUCGGCUCUACGAAUUUUCAGACGGUUUCACGAACCAAAAUUGCUAGGCACUGCGGCUGAGAUAAGGACUUCUAUAGAUUCACUGUUUAUCAGACACAAAGUACAAACAGCAAUGUUGGAUGACGAAAAGUUAAGAGAUUUGGAUAUUCCGGCGCAAGAAGAAGUUAAUCCCCUAUCAUGGUUGCACACUGUGGCUCCUGCUUUUCCAGUGAAUGGCUCAAAAAUCACUAUAAUCCACAAGCCACGGGUGUUUUAUAGCACUUUGUUAGAAAAAUGCAGACGUGCCAAGAAGAGAAUCACGUUUGCCUCUCUGUACUUGGGUACUGGCACCUUAGAGACUGAGCUGGUAAACGUGAUAGAACAAGCAAUGAGCACGAAUGGCGGCAAUGUGCAAGUGCGGAUCCUGCUGGACUAUAUGAGAGCUUCCCGGGGCAAGCAGAAUUCCCGAAAGAUGCUGCAGCCGUUGCUUAAAGGCAAAUGUAGAGAUCAUUGCAAGAUCUUCCUCUAUCACACGCCGAAAUUACGCGGCGUGAUGAAAGCAGCAAUUCCGGAUCGCUUUAAUGAGCUCAUCGGUUUGCAACAUAUGAAGCUAUAUAUGAUCGACAAUGACUUGAUCAUUAGCGGAGCGAACCUCAGCAAUGAUUACUUCAUAAACCGACAGGAUCGGUACUUCGUUAUAGAAGAUUGCGAGGAACUUUGCGAUUUCUAUAAUAAAUUGAUUGAGAAAGUGAUGGAAUUUAGCUUCUUAUUACAACCAGAUGGCAAUACGAGCUUAAAUCCUGCUGUGAAUUGCCAUCCUUAUAAAGGAUCUGGGAAAGUCUUUACCCAAGAAGCAGCAUCCAAGAUACAAACAUUCUUACAGAAUGAAAUAAAAAAGAAUGCUGAUCUCGACAAAAAUGCAGACACGUGGAUAUUUCCGUUAGUACAAAUGGGUCAACUGAAUAUUUAUCACGAUAGCGAAGUAACAUUGAAACUCUUACAAACUGCUCCAGCGGGAGCCACACUCAAACUCGGAACCGGUUAUUUCAAUCUGACUUUUGACUACAGUCAAGCUGUGCUUAGAGAUUGUCGAGCAACGUGUCACUUCUUGACAGCACAUCCCACUACCAAUGGCUUCUUUAAUGCCAAAGGAAUUGCCGGAGAAAUACCAACAGCGUAUACCAGAAUAGAAGAAUCCUUUUACAAUUUAUGUGAGAGAAUGAAUCAGCAAAAGAGGGUAACAUUAUGGGAAUUUGCUAAACCAGGUUGGACAUAUCAUGCCAAAGGUCUCUGGUACACUUUGCCAAAUCAGCAAAAGCCUUCGUUGACUCUCAUAGGCUCGCCAAACUUUGGUUAUAGAUCGGUGAACAGGGAUCUCGAAACACAAAUAGCUGUAGUGACAAGAAAUAAAAAGUUACAAAAUGCAUUGCACGAGGAGCAGGCACGAUUGUUUUCCUGUGCUAAACCUGUUACGAGGAAGACUUUCUCGCAACAAGAUAGAAUACCAUCGGCUUGGGUAUGCGCGGUUGUACUCUUCUUUCGCUAUUAUUUUUGAAACCGAAACAUGAAAAGGCAAAUCUCAUAUUCUAAACUUAUUUAAUUUUAACUGUAACAUAUUGUACAGUAAGUACAGGAUAAUUGAUCCACAAAUAUAAAACCGUUCCCAAUGAA
Molecule: messenger RNA, 2161 nt
Organism: Temnothorax curvispinosus
Lineage: Eukaryota; Metazoa; Arthropoda; Insecta; Hymenoptera; Formicidae
Gene: PGS1
Product: CDP-diacylglycerol--glycerol-3-phosphate 3-phosphatidyltransferase, mitochondrial
Exons: 8
Coding region: 504-2045 (513 amino acids)
Biological process (GO): cardiolipin biosynthetic process
Cellular component (GO): mitochondrion
Molecular function (GO): CDP-diacylglycerol-glycerol-3-phosphate 3-phosphatidyltransferase activity
Source: RefSeq, a predicted model, not a curated record